Messenger RNA from Mus caroli (Ryukyu mouse), 652 nucleotides. It is a transcript of the gene Isg15, whose product is annotated as ISG15 ubiquitin like modifier. Gene Ontology annotation, cellular component: cytosol. The record is from RefSeq and is a predicted model, not a curated record. Gene Ontology annotation, biological process: ubiquitin-dependent protein catabolic process. Gene Ontology annotation, molecular function: polyubiquitin modification-dependent protein binding. Lineage: Eukaryota; Metazoa; Chordata; Mammalia; Rodentia; Muridae.
CCCAGUCUCUGGCUGUGAGAGUUGAUCCAGUCUCUGACUGUGAGAGCAAGCAGCCAGAAGCAGACUCCUUAAUUCCAGGGGACCUAGAGCUAGAGCCUACUGCAAUGGCCUGGGACCUAAAGGUGAAGAUGCUGGGGGGUAACGAUUUCCUGGUGUCUGUGACAAACUCCAUGAUGGUGUCAGAACUGAAGAAGCAGAUUGCUCAGAAGAUUGGUGUGCCAGCUUUCCAGCAGCGCCUGGCCCACCAAAAUGAAGUGCUCCAGGACGGUCUUACCCUUUCCAGUCUGGGUCUGGGUCCCAGCAGCACAGUCAUGCUAGUGGUACAGAACUGCAGCAACCCUCUGAGCAUCCUGGUGAGGAACGAAAGGGGCCACAGCAACAUCUAUGAGGUCUUUCUGACACAGACUGUAGACAUGCUUAAGAAGAAGGUGUCCCAGCGGGAACAAGUCCAUGAAGACCAAUUCUGGCUGAGCUUCGAGGGAAGGCCCAUGGAGGACAAAGAGCUGCUGGGGGAGUAUGGCCUAAAGCCCCAGUGCACAGUGAUCAAGCAUUUGCGCCUGAGGGGUGGGGGAGGGGACCAAUAUGCCUAAGGCCCCCAUCCAGAGCCAGUGUUGGUUAUAAAAGAUGAUGCAAUAAAAAGCUCUGCCUCUUG